Messenger RNA from Harpegnathos saltator (Jerdon's jumping ant), 4161 nucleotides. It is a transcript of the gene SelR, whose product is annotated as methionine sulfoxide reductase SelR. The transcript is spliced from 3 exons. Lineage: Eukaryota; Metazoa; Arthropoda; Insecta; Hymenoptera; Formicidae. Gene Ontology annotation, biological process: protein repair; response to oxidative stress. The record is from RefSeq and is a predicted model, not a curated record. Gene Ontology annotation, molecular function: peptide-methionine (R)-S-oxide reductase activity. Gene Ontology annotation, cellular component: cytoplasm. Bases 393 to 719 code for a protein of 108 amino acids.
CGGUGGUAACUCGGCACUCGCGCGGUUACCGACGCGACUCCAGGAGUCGCGCCGGCGCUGGAACGUGACUGGAGCGCCAGCGAGCGACCGCCAGCGUGAGACACGCAGUGCAUCGCGUGUCCGGAGCGCGAUUCAGUCGGUUUCGAUUCAGCGCGAGACUGCGCGGGGUCGAGCACAGCGGCGACGGCGACGGCGACGGCGACGACGACGACGACGACGAGGAGGUGGCGAUCGACGAAAAGGUGCCAAGGCUGCUGUCUCGGUGCGCUACUCGCAGUGUCCCAUCAGCGGCCCGGCCGCGCGAGUUCGACCGUUGACGUUCGUUUGUCUCACCGUUCGUCCCCGACGAGAGCGUCAAGAUUCUGCGACUCACGCUCGCCGCGAUCAGGAGGAUGACGACGGCGGUCGACAAGGAGGAAGCGAGGAAGCGGCUGACGCCGAUCCAGUGGCAUGUGACGCAGGAAAAGGGCACGGAGAGGCCAUUCACCGGCUGCUACAAUAAGUUUUACGAAAAGGGAAUGUACACCUGCGUCGUGUGCGAUCAGGAAUUGUUCUCCUCGGACACGAAGUACGACAGUGGAUGCGGUUGGCCCGCAUUCAACGAAGUGUUGGAUCAGGGACGCAUUAAACUUACCAAAGAUACCUCUCAUGAGGAUCAACGUGUUGCUCAUCGUCCGGUUCGGUGUAUCAGCGAAUACGUCUACACGCUAACUAACUAACGUGCUUUUCAAUCGGAGAUGCUUAUCGAUCGUGUGUGAUCUUUCACGCGGGCAGUUUUGCAUCUCGCGGCUGCGCCAUUCAACUCUCGUAGGUAAGGACCAUUUAAUAUUAAUAGCUGCUAGAGAGUAGCUGAUAGGUGUCGCAAAGAAACAUAACAACGCAUAACGAGGGACAAAGCUCUCUAUCGCUCCGAAAUAUUUGUGAAAAUGCAGGACCUCGCUUUAUAAUGCUCCUGUGAUCGCUUGAAUGUCAAUCUUAACCCUGGAUCCAAGCACUAUCCUGUGCUUGUUCUUUUUUUCCUCUUUCUCUCCUUUUUUAUUCAAUUACAUCCACUGAACUCUAUCUCAAUCGAAACCAGUGUCGGUCACAAUCACAAUCACAAAGUGCGCCAGUCAUGUCUCUCGCUUUGUACACAGCGAAAAUGAAGUAAGACUCGUCAGGUGAACUUCGAUCGAAUUAAAAUAACACGAGACAAUAGUUUUUCACAUCGUAUAGACAUUAACAUAAUGUUCAACAUUAUGCACGUAUUGUUAAACAUACACUAUAUAUCAACAAAACUUAUUAUAUACAUAACAAGAGUAGAAAAAUGUCGAGCAUAUAAAAAAAAAUCUGCAACAUUAAUAUUGAAACAGAGCAACUAAUUACCGAGCACAGAAAUAUAUUAGAAAAUGAAGUACUUAUACGUAUCUCUUUUUCGUUAUUACAGACAAAUUAAACAGUUAAAAUUCAGACUGACGAGCUAACGAGGAAAUGAAAAAGUCUACAGUAUAUCAAAGAAAGAGUUGUAAUGGUCUAUGAUGGCCAGUUCCAGUUUAGGAUAGAGUUCAAUGAUCAUACCUUUUCUUUGCUAAUACUAAGACGUGCGCACGUUACUUUGUCCUUAAUGUCUCUUAACGCCAACUUAUAAUACGACCGAUUCGGAGACGGACGUCGAAACAAAUCAGUGCAGAGUAUUUGCAAUCAUAAAAUACUGACCGACACAAGAAAUCUCAUUAAUUUGUCCCAUGACGGAUAAUAUCGACGAAUAAUAGCGAUACAUUUCAAAUAUCGUCAAUCCAAAAAGUCACUGUCGUCAAAUCAAAUUUUACGUUAAAAUCCUACCGCUUUCACCCUUCCCAAAAUCACAAACGUCACGGACAGAUAGAUCCUCGUUCUUCUUCAGUGCAAUCUACUAAUCAGCCAUAGCCAAUGCAUACGCAACUUCUUGAAGGUAAAUAGCAAUUUCAAUUCUUUUCGGCAUUCCGACUCAAAAUUCGGUCGUAAGCGUUGAUACAAAUCUGAGCUGUUUUCUCUCUCUCUCUCAGUCGAGUACAAUCAGACAUUAUAAAAAUCUAAUCAGGCUUUUCAAAAGAUGAUACUACGAAAAAGUGAGAAAAGAAGAGAAAAUAAACUCAUUAUCGAGUAGAGCGAAUACACUUGAUCAUAUAUAACUUCUCAUUAUCAAAUUUUACAUGUAUAUUACAGGAUGUUCCAAACAAGAAAAUACAUGAAGAUAUCUUGGAAAAACGAUACAUCCGGAAGAUAAAUACUUCAAUAAUAUAUUUCAGUUACACAUAUUUCAAACGCGCAAAUUCAAAGAAGAUUCGUCGAAUAGCCGAUUCAUGCGAUCUUCUUAAUAUUCCUAAUAAGUCUACAUCAAGAUCGUUUUGAAGUUUCAAGUGGAGAUUGUCGUUUUGUAUUGUGAAUUCUCGUUGGAUGAUUUUCAAAAUGGUUGAAUUUCUCAAAUUACCCACAGUCGAUCUCCACUGGUGGUACAGCCUGAGUAAUAUCUACAGUUUUUAUUUCCACUGUUUGUUUCCACGAUUCAUAAUUAAAAAGGCUUUUAAUGAAGAAAGGUUCAAUUAAAAUGUGUCGUUUUUAAGAUAUGUUUAUGUAACUUUUUAUUUGGAACAGCCUGUACAUGUGUGUGCGCGCGCACGAGCGCGUGUGUACAUACAGUGCACACAAGUACAGGCUUCCUCUUUUUUUUUUCUCUGCUCGUUUCACGUAUGCAAUAUAAGUGUAUCGUAUUAAUUUUUCUCGGUUUAUAACUCUAUCGUAUUUAUUCUCACGUGAUUUCAGUUAAUAUUAAUUUAUAUACGAGUUCUAUACAUAUAUGUAUAAUGAAAAAACCCCUUCGACCGAGCGGCCACCCGCGAGAUGCUAAGAUCGAAACAUCGAGAUUAUUUCUGUGAUCUGCGAUCCUUCGAAAUUCGAGAGGGAAAGGAAGAAAAUUUAAUAUCUAAUCCUGUGUCAUCUGAAAUAGAAUGCUCGAAUUAAAAAAAAAAAAGCCCAGUAUUUUUUUCUUCUUCUUUCACUGCUAAGUCGAAAGAUGACGCAAAUAUAGCUCUCUUCCUCUCUUUUUCUCGAUUUUGAAACACAUUUGUCGGCGCGCGGAUGACCCGGUCGAAUACAAUGGCGCGUACGAAAAUGAAUAAAAGAAAUAUGAUACGCAUCUAUAAUGAGUUCGAUAUAUCACCUAAGUAACUAAAUACUUCCAAGGUAUCCACCUCAAUGUCACGAUGCUUGGAUGAUAUAAUUGUAUAUAAUACAAUUAGGAAAGACGUAUCUCUCGAUUAAUGUUCGAUGCGAAUACAACCAUAAUAAUAAUACAUGGAAACUUCGUUCUACACAUAAACUGUAACAACUCAAAUCUCUCCCACGUAGUUCGUUUGUUUCUUUUUUUUUUCUUUUCCUUCUCAGGGUGCUAAAACGAAGAUAUUACAUAUCGUAACGAUGGUUCAAAGUCAUAAGAAAUCUAGCGCGAGUUUUAUUUCUUUUUCACGUCUCUAAACGACAAGACAGGCACUUUAUAGUGUCACAAAAUGCUCCUACGUCUGAACCUUGUUUUAAAGUUUCAUCGAUCGUCCGUUCGUUCAUUCCGUUUUCUCACAUCUCUCUCUCUCUCUCUCUCUCUCUCUCUCUCUCUCUCUCUCUUCCUCUUGCUUUGCAAGACACGUUAAAGACAGUUGCGUUGGACUUACAGCGAAGAACACACAUGACUGGACAAGCACAUUGUCCUCGGGGAAAGAUAUUCUUAUUAACUAAGUAGUAAACCUCGGUAAUAAGUUUGACGUGACAAGUCCUAACGUGUCUCUCACAUUUUACUUUUGCUUUUGUUCUCUAACCGCGCAAAUGAGAAAAAGUACUCACUCAUCUUUCCGUUAUAAAAUUCUAAGUCAGCGGCUUAGCAAACGGACGUUGCAAAACAAUCGUGUACGUAAAUAGAUUCGGCUAGAUGCGUGCGAAUCGAUCUCUCUAAGUCGGCUGUCGAUAUAAACACAUAAGUUCCGAUAUUUUGCACACUAGGUAUCAACCUAAGACGAUUAAUGCCUGCGAUGCGAAGGGGACGUAAUAGAAUAACGAAUUUAAUACUCAGCGAUCGGAACGCGACUCUUGAGAACGUUUAAAACAAGUUUAGGCUACUGCUUACACGUCUAUCGUCGCUCUGACAGAUCGAAA